AACUGAUUGAAAUGUCAAAUGGCACAAAAUUUGAAAAUAAUUUUUAAAUGUUUUUAUGAAUCGUCAAUUUAAUUAGAUUUUUAGGGAAAAUUUGACGUAGCUUUAUUAUUAUCCUGAAGCCAUAUUUGUGUUUACUGAAGAAUAUAAACUAACCUAGUGUUACGAAUAAAAUUGAGACAGUCAGUUGCAGCAACCUGAAGACAGAGAUUGUAGAUGAUCCACAUUUAUAUGAAUUUGAAACAUCAUACUGUCUAAGAUUUUCCUCAGAUUCUCAAAAUGUUAACCACUAGGACCAGGUUAAAAGUAUUAUCAGAGAUAGCAGAAGAAAGAGAAGACUCUUUUGCGUCGGAUAGUAAUCCUGGGACACCAAUACAUGUUGUCAGGGCAGAUAGUGUAGGAAAUGAUGAAGAAAGGAGGGAAAAACGCAGAAAGAGAAUAACUGAGGAGCUGUUUGAAACAGAGAAAACCUACAUACACCAUCUAGAAUUAGCUUAUAAGUUCUUUGAAUUUCCACUGAGAUUUAACUGUUUGAUAUCAGAGAGGGCACAUUCACAGCUCUUCAGUAACCUGGAGCAGAUUAAAGAAGUGAAUACGAAGCUCCUAGAGUACAUGGAGCAAACAACUGUAGGAACAGCAUUCAAAUUUCUUGGUCCUUUCUUGAAGUUGUAUUCAAUGUAUGCAAAUAAUCAUCAACAAGCCAUAUCAACAUUGCAGGAAAGUUUGAAGGAUGAAAAGUUUGCUGAGUUUAUCAGGGAUCAGGAAGACAGACCAGAAGUUAUGGGGUUAAAAGUAGGAGCUCUGUUGAUAACACCUGUACAAAGAAUACCUAGGUAUAAGCUGCUGUUAGAAGACCUUUUAGAAAAUACAAACCAGGAGCACCAUGAUUAUACCAUGUUAAAAGAGGCAGCAAAGCAGGUUGGAGAGAUAGCUAGGCACAUCAAUGAACAUGUUAGACAGAAUGAAAACUUUCAGAAAAUGUUGUCCAUACAUAACAGCUUUGAUAACUCAGCACCAAAAAUACUCGCUCCUGGACGCGUCUUCAUCAAGGAGGGCAAACUUAACAAGAUAUCGAGACGAGGGAAGUCUCAGGAACGUAUGUUUUUCCUGUUUUCUGAUAUGAUUAUCUAUGGCAAACCAAAGUUGUUAGACAGUGGUAACAACUCCUACUCAUGUUGCUGUGUACUGCCACUCCGGCACUGUCAAGUGGAGAAAGUACUAGGAACCGUACAACGCUCAGAUGGAGGUGGCAUGUUCAGGAUCAACUGUAAAGAGGAGAGUUUGUUAUUGUACUGUAAUGAUCCAGAUGAGGCCCAGUCCUGGGUAGAAGAUAUUGAUUCUGCAACGAGAAAAUUGAAUGUGAAUAGGCAGACCUUGAGGAAGCCCAGCAGUCAAAAUGUCCCAGUGAGGGGAAAGUCUUUACUCAAAAUGAGAUUGAGGGAGAGAAAACAAGAUUUAAAGCGAAAACUCAACCCAAAGAGGAAGGCAUCUAAAGAUGAGAGACAACCUAUGAAAGCUUUAGUUGAGAAUUGCCUUACACCUCCAAAACGUCAGAGGAUUGAUGGCCAUGUUGAUGUGGAAGCUUCUUGUUCUAAAGCUACAUUUGUAGAAGAGAAUGAGAUAUGUCUAGAUGACUGGAACCCGGAACAGGCUCAGUAUGUAAAUAAUGAUAUUGAUGACAAGGAUGAAAAUAGCCAAGACGAUUCCAGUGAUAAUGAAAGUGAUGCUGAUUUCAUUGAUGAAAAUGCUCCGGUCAUUGUAAUAGAAAACCCACCGUACAGGGAAGACAAUGUCAACAAUGGGUUGUGUUUUGACCAUGAGUCUGAAUUUGAUGCGGACAAUGUGAAUGAAAAUGUCAAUGGAAGGCAUAGAGUAAAAUUUAGUUCCGAUGUUGUGAAGGGAAAUAGUAAUUCGUCACAGCCCUGGCAUAAUACAAAAUUUCAAGAAAAGGAGGAACCUUCUUGUUCUACAUUACCCAUUAGGAGGGUUGUUAGGAGAGGAGCAAAAGUAACAUCCCGAAUAGGUGGAAUGAUGGACAGUGUCCGCGACCAUAAAUCUUGUACUAUAAUAUAAAUAUUAUUAAUAUAUAUAUAUAAUUUGUAUAUAUAUUUUAUAUAUAUCACAGAUAUUUUAUACUCAUGUACUGGUGCGAUGUAACUAUACAAAAUACUGAGAUUUUUUAUUUGUAUAAGUAAAAAUGGACUUAAUUUUAACCAAGAAUAGGUAUAUAUAUACAUGUACUAAAAAAGAAGUAUUUCACAUUUUAUCAGCCAUUAAAUCAUGUGCUAUACAUUGACAUUCCAGAUUAAUAGACAUUCAUGUAACAUUCCAAAAACUACAGCAGUUAGAGCUCUGUAUUAUAUAAAGACGAUACCCAAAAGUAAAAUGAUAAUUACUGAAGUAUUAAUUUAUCAACAGAUAUAGAUGGAAGUAUAGCAUUCUUUUUAAAUAUUUUCAUAGGUCAAUUACUGUGGCAUUUAGAAUUAUAUUGAUAUUUUUUCAUAAUUAAGGUGGUCACAUGGAAUGGUUAAAAGUAUGAUAGAAAAAUGGUCAAACACAUUUGUUUAAGACAAUACAUAUUGUACCAUUUUCAAAUCUGAAUAUGAUCCCAAUAUCACGUCACACCAUAUUAUAAGUCAAGUCUGUGGUGAAAGGUUGUAAUUUUUCAUUUAACUCCAAUUAUUAAUAUAUAGUCCAUCUUGGCCCUCUUGUAUUCCAGAAAGUCACUAUUUUUUAUGCUGUUUUUUAUCCUGAGGUUAUAUAAUCUUUUUUAAUAGAUAAUGUAUAUUAUGUGUAGAUUCUAUAUGGAUGUAAAAUAAACAAAGAUGAAAGAUCUGCAUAUAUAUUUUUUUCAUUUAGAAUUUUUCAUUUUUACAUAUUUAAUGAUAUUUUAUUUAAAACUGUUAAUAUUUAGUUGUAUUGAACAGAAAAGCCAAAAACUCAUACACAAUUUAUAUACAGCU
Molecule: messenger RNA, 2960 nt
Organism: Ruditapes philippinarum (Manila clam)
Lineage: Eukaryota; Metazoa; Mollusca; Bivalvia; Venerida; Veneridae
Product: rho guanine nucleotide exchange factor 39-like
Exons: 13
Coding region: 277-2070 (597 amino acids)
Cellular component (GO): cytoplasm
Molecular function (GO): guanyl-nucleotide exchange factor activity
Source: RefSeq, a predicted model, not a curated record